Molecule: messenger RNA, 1629 nt
Organism: Prorocentrum cordatum
Lineage: Eukaryota; Dinophyceae; Prorocentrales; Prorocentraceae
Source: the annotation of a GenBank genome assembly
AUGUUGAGCUCCAAGGGCACCAUCGACGAAAUGGAGGUUGACAACAUUUUCAACAACAUCUACCGCGACCCGUCCUUCUUCGCCCUGAUGACGAGCAAGGGGCGCAGCAACGUCGACAGAACAAUGCAGGACCUGGCCCAGGACAUGUCGCCUGAAGGGCAUUUGUACUCGCCCGCGAAGUGGGGCCACCCGCUGUCCGACGAUCAGAAGAAACAGGCCGAGCAGGAGAGGAUCGCGGACGACGGCGACGAGUCGGCUGGGAAGGGCAAGGGCACGCUCGCCCAGGAGCUCGAUUUCUGGAAAGGCGUCGCUGACAAUGCAUUCAAAGUUCCGACGGGCAGCCAGCAAGGCGCCAUUGCAGGGCGCUGGGCUCGCGCCAUGGAGUCCGAUGGUGAGAUGGGGGCGAAGUACAACAGCAUAACAGGUGAGAAAAAGAACCUUCGAAAGCAGCAGUUCAGGGAGGACUGGGCAAAAAAGAAAUACGACCAGGCGAAGGACGGGCCGCGGAGCGGGGAGGGCGCGAAGCACGUGCGUGAGCUCAAGAGGUCCGAGUGGACGCAGGGCAAGUAUUUGCCCCUGGCCCGCAUCGCCCACAAGUUGGGCGGAGGCGCCCUUGGAUGGCGCCAGGCUGUGACGAUGUUCGCCAAGUGCAUGCAGCUCGGGCCGCCGUGGAUCAUGUACGAUCCGAUGACGGAGGCGCUGAGAGGUUUGCACAUCGAGAUCGCAGCGGCCCUAGAUCUGUCUUGCCACAUCUCCGAUCGAUCGCUCAGACAGAGUUUCGCGCACCCCAUCGGAGCUGAGGGCUUCUCGCGCGUCUUCACGGAGGCUUGGCAGAUGCGCGCGGAGUGGUCCAUGAAGGACGAUGAGCAGCCCCCGAAGCGCGAGCUGAAAGCGGAGACCUUCGCGGAGGACAGCGAGGCAAAGCGCAGGCGCAUUUCUGGGAAGCAACAGGGAGCUGGCCAGCAGAGCGGGCAGCCCGCGGACGGCCAGGACGCGGGCACCGAGGCCGCCGCUGCCCCGCAGGAGCUGGGCAAGCGCAAGAAGAGGGGAGGAGCGGGCACCGCUGCCGAGAGCGGCGGUGGUAAGACGGCCGCAGCCGCCGCCGCGGAUGAGGAGAAGGCCAAGAAGAAGGCCGAUAAGGAGAAGCAGAAGGCCGAGCGGGAGAGGCAGAAGGCUGAGAAGGAGAGGCAGAAGGCUGAGGAGGCUGCCAAGAAGGCCCAAGACCCAGUCGAGCGUGAGAAGAUGGCGGUGGCCUCCGCAAAGAAGACCCUGUUUCAGUGCAGCCAGCUCGCGCAGCAGGCCCGCCAGAUCAUCAUGUCGACCGAGGCCGGCGGCCGGUGGGCGAGCUUCAAGGCCGACGAGGACCUGAUCGCCCUGAAGCAGAAGAUGGACGAGCUGUCCGCGAAGGUCAUGGACAACAGCCUGUUCUCCAAGUGCACCAUGACCGAGUUCACCAAGGUCAAGAGCGUCGUCGGCGAGAAGCACUGGGAGGCCGCCUUGUUGGCCGUCAACGGUAUGGGCCAGGCCUUGAACUCCAUCCAGGGGAACCUGAAGGUUCUGAUGGCCUCCUUCGAGCUCAAGCAGCAGCGCGCGGCCAGCGAGAAGGUCGCGCAGGCUGCGGAGGCGUAG